This is a messenger RNA of Saprolegnia parasitica CBS 223.65, 688 nucleotides long. RefSeq lists its product as hypothetical. The record is from RefSeq and is a predicted model, not a curated record. Lineage: Eukaryota; Oomycota; Saprolegniomycetes; Saprolegniales; Saprolegniaceae. The transcript has a single exon. Bases 15 to 641 code for a protein of 208 amino acids.
AGUUACAUCCGAGCAUGGACCUCAAGGAGCUCCUCAAGCAGGCGUGGACGACGGUAGCCGAGACAUGGCACCAAGCCUCCGCGUGCGAGAAGGCGCAGUACAUCGUCAUUGGCCUCCUGCUGCUCGUCAUCGUCGUCUCGGGCGCGGUCCUCGUCCUCGCCUUCAUGGGCCUCGGCGUCUCGGCGCACACCAAGGACGUGAUCAUCGAGGUGUGUUCGCAGAUCCUCAACGGCUGCUUUACGCUCUCGGCCAUCGCGACGCACCCGAUGCGCUUCUACAUGCUGCUGCUGGUGCUCUCCCGGCGCGAAGGCAGCCACGCGACGAUCCAGUCGUGGUUCCCGUCGCUCCCGAUUGCGUUCAACAGCAAGGCGCACAGCCACGCAGUCGUCGUCCCAAUCUCGUCGAUCCUUGGUGUGCUUGUUGUGCUCAACCUCAACUGCUUCUUCCAGUACCCGCUCACGGCCGUCAUGUGGGCGUACAACUACCGCGUCCGUCCCGUGUGGGUGAUUGCGACCUGCCUCCCGCUUUCGUUUGUUUGCGCCAUCAUCGCUGGCGUGUGGCAGUUGAAGCUCAGCCGGCGCGUCCAGCACGGGCAGAUUGAGCUCCUCGAGAACGACCUCUCGACCGACCUCCACGUGUAAGAUAUAACCUGAGCACUGACGAUACAUUGGUGUCGACAAUCCAGUGG